AUGGAUCGCGGGCCCGUGGCUGUGAUGGCGCCGCUGCUCACGCUGCUGCUCCUCCUCUCGCGGUGCGCGGCGGCGACGCAGUACGGCGAGGGCAGGUGGGAGGAGGGCGAGGGGGAGUGGCGGCCGGAAGAGGAGGAGGAGGGCAAGGGGGGGAGGCUGUUCGUACUUGACAGGCUGGAGAAGGUUGUGGAGUCGGAGGGCGGGCAGGUGCGCGUGGUGCGCGGCCAGCCGUGGCCGCCGGCCUCGUGCCGCGAGGGGCUCAUGCACAUCGGCUUCAUCACCAUGGAGCCCAAGACGCUGUUCGUGCCGCAGUACCUCGACUCCAGCGUCACCCUCUUCGUGCAGCGAGGGGAAGUGAAGGUUGGUUAUAUUUACGAGGACGAACUGGUGGAGAGGAAGCUCAAGAUGGGCGACGUCCUCCACAUCGACGCCGGCUCGACCUUCUACAUGGUUAACACCGGCAAGGGGCAGAGGCUGCAGAUCAUAUGCAGCAUCGACGCCUCCGACAGCCUCGGCUUUGGCCCUCCUUACCAGGCUUUUUUCCUCGGAGGAACAGGGGGGCCAACUUCGGUGCUUGCCGGUUUCAACCCGAAGACGCUUGCCAUUGCUUUCAACGCCACCUACGACGAAUUGGCAAGAGUCUUACUGGCACAAACCCGCGGCCCCAUCGUGUACUACACGACGGAGACCGAGAGCGGCGGCAAAGAGGAGCGUGGGCAGGGCGACGGACACGAUGUGCAAGACAGGGGAGCACGGUGCAGGGAGGCUGGCGCGUGGAGACCAGGGGGCAGGGGGGAGGAGCAUGAGUGCGGCAACGAUGCACGGCCGGCGUGGUCGUGGAGAAAGCUCGUGAACAGGUUCAUCGGACUCGGAGGAGCGGGCGCCUCCGGCAGAGUCGCCACGGAGGCGAACAAGAAGGACAAAAAGAAGGGGGGCGCGUCGGAGCCAUACAACCUCUACGACAACGAGCCUGAGUUCCGGAACACCUACGGCUGGACCGUCGCCGUCGACAAGCACAACUACGAGCCCCUCGACCACUCUGACAUCGGCGUCUACCUCGUCAACCUCACCGCCGGGUCGAUGCUGGCGCCGCACGUGAACCCUCGGGCGACGGAGUACGGCGUGGUGCUGGGCGGGGAAGGCAUGGUCCAGGUGGUGUUCCCGAACGGUUCGCUGGCGAUGAGCGCGGUGGUGCGCGCCGGCGACGUGUUCUGGAUUCCGCGCUACUUCCCGUUUUGCCAGGUGGCGUCGCGGGGCGGCCCCUUCGAGUUCUUCGGGUUCACCACCUCGGCUCGGCGCAACCGGCCGCAGUUCCUGGUCGGUGCCACCUCGGUGCUCCGCGCGAUGCUCGGGCCGGAACUCGCCGCCGGGUUCGGCGCCCGCGAGGAGGACUUCAGGGAGCUCGUGCGCGCGCAGGAGGAGGCUGUGAUACUACCGUCGUUCCCGGCGACGAGGAAGGAGGAGCGUGGGAAGGGGAAGGGAAGAAGGGAGAGGGAGCCGCUGGUCAUAGAGCAGGUGGCGUAG
Messenger RNA from Phragmites australis (common reed), 1524 nucleotides. Its product is annotated as vicilin-like seed storage protein At2g28490. The transcript has 5 exons. The coding region runs from base 1 to 1524 and encodes 507 amino acids. NCBI's taxonomy places the organism in Eukaryota, Viridiplantae, Streptophyta, Magnoliopsida, Poales, Poaceae. The record is from RefSeq and is a predicted model, not a curated record.